Messenger RNA from Wasmannia auropunctata (little fire ant), 2430 nucleotides. RefSeq lists its product as uncharacterized. The coding region runs from base 1 to 2298 and encodes 765 amino acids. The record is from RefSeq and is a predicted model, not a curated record. NCBI's taxonomy places the organism in Eukaryota, Metazoa, Arthropoda, Insecta, Hymenoptera, Formicidae. The transcript is spliced from 3 exons.
AUGGCUAGCGCGACGACGAUGGGUCUGCGUCGCAGAGCACCGGUGAACAGCUCGCCGACACCCUCAAGCCAAUCGCUGUCCACGGGCGCGUCGUCGAGCAAGCGCUCGAGGAGCGAGAACAACAACAGUCCGUCCCAUGGCAAUUUGAACUCGAUGAACGGCGGCACUCGGGACGAGCCGCCGACGAAGAAAUCUCGCGGGACUUCGACGAGCGGAGGGAAGAGCUGUCCCACUUCCUCGGCAACCUCCAUCUCGACGAGCGCAAGUAUCUCGACCGACAGUCAGAUCUCGAAGAGUCGCGGAACUUCCGUCUCGAGAUCGGCUACUCAGACGAAAUCGUCGUCCACUUCGACGGCUGCCAGCACGGCCGCUGCCUCCUCGACGAGCGAUAUAUCGAACGGCUCCGUGCUCUCGACUAGCUGGCCGACCACGUCGAACAUGUCGGACGUGCCGUCGUACGCUUCCGUGACCGGGCUGGGCUUGACGGGUGGACAAACGGCCGGCCUGUGCGCCGGAAGUCUCGGCAUGCCACCUACGCCGAUUCCGCCCUACAUGUCGACCUCCAUGGCGACCUUCGUCGGCAACGCUACGAACCUCGGCAAGAGCUCGUCCGUUUCGUACCUCGACAUCUCCAACAUGACCGGUGGUUCCUUGGCCGCUUCCGGCGCCGCGAACUCGUUAAACGGCGGAUACGCGGCGAGCGGCGCGGUAGACACGAAGAGCGGAAUAGCAAUGUCGUACUCGGCGAUGUCGUCGCCGAAUAUGAAUGGCGGCGCGUAUGGCGUGCAAAAGGGGCAGGCGGGCCCGAAGGGCGUCGACGGGGCCGCCGCGUCGCCGAGAAAGUUUCAAAACGACGCCAUGUUCAACACUUAUCAGCCGUGGGUGAUCAAGACGUACGGUGAUCUCGCCAAGACCAAGACGAUCACCAUCAAAAAGUACGCGCGUAUCUUGAGGACUUUACGGGGCGAGGAAGUGAACAGCGCCGAGAACAGCAAGUUCCGCUUCUGGGUCAAGAGCAAGGGUUUCCACAUCGGCCAGCCGGAAGGCUACGACGCGAAAGCGGCCGACAGGAUUAUCGGACGUCACGCCGUCACGAGCCCGGGUCUGGAUCCGCCGCUCUACGUGCCCACGCAGCUGCCGCACAACAAGGCAUUAAAUGGUGCCGAAGGUACGGUCCCACCUGGACGAGUGUACAAGAAAGUCGCGAUUGUGGAGAAUUUCUUCGACAUCAUCCACGCCGUUCAUGUUGAUCUCGAAGGACGUCCUGGGAAGCAUGCUGGUCAGAAGCGUACCUACAGAACGAUUACUGAAACGUACGCGUUCCUGCCGCGAGAAGCGGUAACGCGAUUUCUACUAGGUUGCACGGAAUGCCAACGGCGUCCGCGGACGCCCAGUCCAACGAACUUAUCUAAUCAAUCGCAGUCUACGCAGCCGGCGACGCUGGGGUCGACGUCAACCCCGCUGAGCCCGAAUCCCGGUAGCGCCGCUCUUGCGGCAUCGUCGUCGACGACCACGUCAGUGCAAAAUAGCCCUAAGCCGCGUAACGGCGGCCAACACGCGUCGUCGGAGGGUAAGAACUUGCACAACUACAGGCACCAGAAGCAGCACAAGACCGGCGCUGCUAGCGCCGCUGCGGACUCGAAACUCGACAAGGACAAAGACGAGAAGUACAAUCCGCUGAGUAUCACGAACCUAUUGAAGAAGGAGCCGGUGAAUGGUGGUUAUCUCGCGGACGCUCUGCCGGAAUCGAGGAGAACGCCAGAGUCGGACCGGGCGAGCUCGAAAAGCUCGGCGUCGUCAAAGAGAAAACGGAUGCUGCCGGAGGGACGGACGCCCUCGCCGCAGCCCAGCCAGCCGUUGCCGAGGCCCUGGAGCCCCGGGCUGGACCCUAAGAACACGCCCAUCGACUAUAGCUUGCCUAUCACCACCUCGUACUUGAAGCAUCAGCAGAGACUGCUCCAGGAGAAGAACAAGGCGGCCGCCGCUAAUGCGCUGAGGGAGUCCGAAGCGACGGAAUCGAAGGCCGUCUCGACCGCCGCGACGUCGCUCGUCGAGGAGACCGAGAGCGCCGAGAGGGAGAGGUUCUCACCGGCCACCGGCCUGAUCGACACGAACCUCAAUCUACUGGCGACCAUCCAGCAGCUACACUGUCAAGUGAUGCUGGCGCUCACCGAACGAUUGAGACCGUCGUUCACGAUGCCGAGUCCUUUAAUUCCACCGCCAUCGACCAACGUUCUGGCGGGUACGAUGAUGAUGGGCACGGAAGUGUCGGUCCAGACAGGAGAGAAUCAUUUGUGAAUUAAUCGAUAGAGAAGAAUGGGUCGCUUUUCCACCAGUGACUUUCCUCGGAGAUGCGUAAAAGGUAAAAGUGCUAUGAUUAUCAAGAAGCGACAGAUUAGCAUUUCCGUGAGUAGAAUUAAUUCGCGUCGA